Messenger RNA from Penicillium longicatenatum, 4119 nucleotides. RefSeq names its product putative non-repetitive nucleoporin. The transcript is spliced from 4 exons. Gene Ontology annotation, molecular function: structural constituent of nuclear pore. The record is from RefSeq and is a predicted model, not a curated record. Bases 1 to 4119 code for a protein of 1372 amino acids. NCBI's taxonomy places the organism in Eukaryota, Fungi, Ascomycota, Eurotiomycetes, Eurotiales, Aspergillaceae. Gene Ontology annotation, cellular component: nuclear pore inner ring; nuclear pore. Gene Ontology annotation, biological process: transcription-dependent tethering of RNA polymerase II gene DNA at nuclear periphery; protein localization to nuclear inner membrane; protein import into nucleus.
AUGUCGUACCCGAUUCUUCAAGCAAACCUACCUCCGGCGACGCCGCAGAAACCCCUACCGGGAGCUUACCUGCAAACGCCAGCCGUACCUCGCAAUGGUCCCAUGUCUCCUCCACAGCAGCAGCAGCGGCCUCAAGUUCUUCGAAGCCCGCCCCAGAUGCUUCCUAAGCUCCCACCGAUCGCCGCGACACAAAGUCGGAACCUGAGCACAGAAGAGCGAGGAGCGCGCACCAUCAAUGAGUAUCUCUUCCAAGAGUCGCGAUACCCAGAUUUGGAUAGCUAUUUAUCACAGGGAUUCUCAUCUGAAUAUGACAUCCCCACGUCCCCGUCGUGGGCACCUUUCCAAAAAGUCAAAAUGUACAACAUCCCCGACCAAAUUUUUGACCAAUACAAUCGCGCUCAGGUGUCGACAAGCAUGGGACUUUUCGCCGAAUUGAAUCACGCGUGGGUUGCUAUCGACAACGCGCUCUAUUUGUGGGAUUUUACACACCCGAAUCCUCAAUUGGUUGGGUUUGAGGAACAGCCAAACAGCAUCAAUACCGUCAAACUCGUCAAGCCUCGCGCAGGAGUAUUUUUGCCGGCGAUUACUCAUUUGCUCGUUGUGUCAACGACAGCCGAAUUGAUUUUGUUGGGCAUGGGAGUGGAAACCACCCCGACGGGCGGGCGACAGGUUACCUUAUAUCAGACUGGGAUGGCAGUUCCAAUUCGAGGCCUUGAUAUUCACGUCAUUGCGUCAUUUGACUCGACUGGCCGGAUCUUUUUCGGUGGUUCGUCCGAUAACGAUGUUUACGAAUUGACAUACCAACAAGAAGAGCGGUGGUUCCAGGGUCGAUGCGGAAAGGUCAACCACACUAGCUCCCGAUUAGCAGCAUUCACACCAUCGCUGAGCUUGACGAAUCUCGCGAAGGUAGCUAUGGAGAAUGUGGAACAGAUGGUGAUCGAUGACAGCCGCAACCUUCUCUACACUUUGUCUUCGGCCUCCACCAUUCGUGUUUUCCACCUGAAGCCCGAUGGCUCUCUUUCACUCGCCAUCACCAAGCAUGCUUUGGACAUUUAUUCAAACAUCGGACAUAUCAUUGCAUCUAACGAAACUCUCAACCCUAAAGUGCCAAUUGUCUCUAUCAGUCCCGUCCCUGCCGCGGAGGCCUCUCGCUAUCACCUUGUUGCAACGACCGCUACUGGAUACCGUAUCUAUUUGAGUGCCACAGGUUCGUAUAGCUGGUCGCCCGUGCCGAAUGGCACCAAUGCGCCUACCAGCAUGCAAGCUCAGCACGUCAAGACCCCACCUGUGGACGCUCCUUCCGAUUUUGAGCUUCCUCGCUUCCAGCAACCUGGUGGCAAGCUUGCGAUUCACACUUUAUCGCCGACACGCAUGGCAGCUCGUUUCCCGCCUGGAUACUUCUUCUGCUUCGCCUCCAAGGAUCUCGCGCAGAAGGCCGAUACUUUGUUCAUCUCGUCCCCGGAUUCUGGGCGAGUUGCCAGGGCCCAGGAUAAUGUUCUGACUGGAAAGACAGGCGAGUCCGCCAUUUGGAUGAGCCUAGGCGGCCGAGCAGAGGCCAUUGGUCUUUGCUCCCCGCCUCCGCCAAGUUCUUCGGGCUUUGGAAAUGAGCUGGCUAUCCAGUUCGAUCACCCUGCUGCCGAAAUUGCUAUCCUGACAAACACAGGAAUCCAUGUUAUCCGUCGGCGACGCCUUGUGGACAUCUUCGCCUCAUUGGUUCGUGGUGGUGGCACCGGGGAGGAAGGCUUGGAUGGUGAGGCUAAAAACUUCAUCCGCACAUAUGGCCGACCCGAGGCUCUGGCUACUGCACUUGCCGUGGCUUGUGGACAAGGCGUGGAGAUUUCAUCGGAUCAGCGACUCACUCAGAUCAAUGAUCCCGACGUCCUGGAGUUCGCGCGUAAAGUUUUCAUUGACUACGGUGGCCGCCCCGCGAUAAAUGAAAACAUCGUCGCUGAUAGCUCUACCCCGACGAUUGACCUUGUUGAACCUUCCCCCCGACAUGCUGGUAUCUCGUUGUACCUGUCUCGCUUGUUGCGGUCAAUCUGGAAGAAGGAGAUCGCUCAGGUUGGCAAGGGAGCCAAUGGUGCUAUGACUGUCUCUGCUUCAGUGUCUGCUUCCAAACUGCAGACUAUCCAGCAUGAUCUCUCGGCCCUUCAGCAAUUCUUCAAGACCAACAGAAGCUUCAUUGAAGGGCUCAGUGGACCCGAGGCUCUCGCACGAGCGGCCACCAAGCAAGAAGAAACCGCACUGCAAGGCGAGCACCGUGCCUUACAUUCCCUUGUUGAGUUGGUCUCGCAUACCAUUGAAGGAAUUUCGUUUGUGCAGGUUCUUUUCGAUGAGCGGGUGGACGAGAUCGUGGCUACCCUGCCCGAGGAGUCCCAGCAGAAGUUCUUGAAGCUGACAUACGAGGAGCUCUUCAGUACUGCCAAAGGCAACGAAGUUGCCAAGGAGUUGGUCAAGAGCAUUGUGAACCGCAACAUUGCCAAGGGCUCCAAUGUUGAGACCGUUGCUGAUGCCCUGCGACGCCGUUGUGGCAGCUUCUGCAGUGCAGAGGAUGUGGUCAUCUUCAAGGCUCAGGAGCUCCUCAAGCGGGCCACUGAGGCCGGAGCCAACUCAGAGCUGGGCCGCAACCUCUUGAAUGAGAGUUUGAAUCUGUUCCGGCAGGUGGCUGAUAACCUUCCCAUGGACUAUUUAGUUUCUGCGGUGGAGAACUAUAUUGGAAAUCAAUUCUUUGCUGGGGCAAUUCAACUGGCGCUUACCGUUGCGGCUCGCAACGACAAAGCGAAUAUCGCGCUCUCCUGGAUCAUGGAUGGGCGCCCCGAACAAGUAACGAUUUCCCCCAGACAUCACACCAUGCACCGACUUACCGACCUACAGGACCCACGGAAACCCAUCUACUUAUUCCGCAAGCAAUGUUAUGACCUUGUCUUUAAUGUUAUCAUUGCGGUUGAUACUUUGGCCGCAGCCGACCCCGGGUUUGUUGAUGGUCAAAUGACCCAGAUCGCCAAGCGCCAGAACGAGGCAUACACCGUUAUAUCCGACUCCAAUGAUGAGGUGUUCUUGACCAGCCUUUACGAUUGGUACCUGGAGCAGGGAUGGAGUGAUCGUCUUCUGCAGACACAAUCUCCAUUCGUGGUCACAUACCUCGAGAGAAAGUCUACUGACGACAUCGCUCAUGCCGAUCUAUUGUGGCGUUACUAUGCACAGUCCCAGCGCUUUUUCGAGGCUGCCAAGGUGCAGUUCCAGCUCGCACAGAGUGCAUUUACCCUUCCCCUGAGCCGGCGUAUCGAGUACCUGGGCCGAGCCCGGGCCAACGCAUCCACUUUCACACCGGAUGUGGGGCGUCAGGCACGGCAGCGCUUGUUGCAGGAAAUUUCUAAUCUGAUCGAUGUGGCGAACAUCCAGGACGACCUCCUGCAGCGCCUGAAGGAUGAUGAUCGGAUCGCUCCGGAGCGCAAGGCCGAAGUCCUUCGGGAUGUUGAUGGUCCCGUCAUGGACAUUAGUACACUCUUCAACCAAUAUGCCGACUCGGCCAGUUAUUAUGACAUCUGUUUGCAGAUCUUCUUCCUGGCCGAUUACCGGAACGCAGCCGACAUUAAGACCACUUGGCACCACCUAGUUCACGAUCUUCACGCCGUCACUGUGGAGCGGGGCUCCCCACAACCCUAUGAAGCUGUUGUUGAGAAGGUUCGGAGUCUUGGCAGUCGGCUCCGGAUGUCGGAGACGGUAUUCCCUGUGCGUGAACUAGUUCCCUUACUCGAACGCUAUUCGCUCGAGCACCAGCGCAAUGUUGGCCCUGAUCAUUGGAUUGUCGAUCUCUUCCUGGAUCUGGGAGUUGCACACGAAUCCAUUUAUGCAGUUCUGGAGGCCAUGUACUACACCGACGAGGCUCCGUUCCAGGGGCCUUACCGUCGUUUCAUCGCCACCGAUCUGCUCUACCUAUUGGAAGGAUGGUUCCAGGAGACCAUGCGACUAGGUGGGAUGGUGUUCGGGUCGGAUGUGGUUGCCGAACGCGUUUCCGAGACCCUCUUGUUGCUGCAGCAGGGAGCUGCAGUCAAUGGAGCUGACAUUGAGGGGCAAAGCCGGGACCUUCAGCGGAGGAUUUUGGACAUCCUGAACUAA